Penicillium argentinense is the source of this 945-nucleotide messenger RNA. RefSeq lists its product as uncharacterized. Bases 1 to 945 code for a protein of 314 amino acids. Gene Ontology annotation, biological process: peptidyl-proline hydroxylation to 4-hydroxy-L-proline. The record is from RefSeq and is a predicted model, not a curated record. Gene Ontology annotation, molecular function: iron ion binding; procollagen-proline 4-dioxygenase activity; L-ascorbic acid binding. Gene Ontology annotation, cellular component: endoplasmic reticulum. Lineage: Eukaryota; Fungi; Ascomycota; Eurotiomycetes; Eurotiales; Aspergillaceae. The transcript has a single exon.
AUGUCAUCAAUCAAAAUCCCAGAUGCCUUUCUCAGCGGCCCAUCAGCAAACCCUCAAGCCUACCGCAUCGACUUCGAAAAAACAUCACCACCCAUCGUCGCAUUCAAAAACAACUUUGCCGCCGUCAUCGACAAUUUCAUGACCGAAACCGAAUGCAAAGAACUCCUCCGCCUCGCCGAAGAAUCCAUAACCGCUCCGCAAACAGACGAAACAACCAAAGACCCCUCAAAACCCGCACCCGCGCCAGUAUGGGAACGCGCGAUGGUCAACGCAGGCAACGGGAAACAGGUCAUGUCUGUCGACACGCGCAAGAGCGGCAGAAUUAUCCUCGACUCCUUUGACAUUUCCCAGCGCAUACUAGACCGAUUACGUCCGUUUUUGCGUGAUUUUGGGAUCGAGCGCGUUCAAAACCAGCCUACCGUUACGGGUCUUGGGCCCGCGCGACGGAAUGAAGUCUUCGCCGUGUCUAGUUUGAAUGAGCGGAUGCGAUUUCUGCGGUAUGAGGGUGGUGAUUACUUUCGUCCGCACUGGGAUGGGUGUUAUGUGACGCCAGAUGGGAAGGAGCGGUCGCUUUUUACGAUUCAUUUGUAUUUAAAUGGGGAGGGGGAGCAGGAUAUGGAGGAGUUGAGACCUUAUUUGAAGCGCGCGGAGAAGGAGAAUCGGCUUAUACUGGGCGGGAAGCUUUAUGAUGAGGUGGAGUCGAAGGAGAUGUUGGAUGAACAGGAGAUUUCGAGUGAGGAUUCUCCUCAGGUGGAAGGGUCGUUAUUAGGCGGCGCGACUUCGUUCAUUGAUGGAUUGGGCUACAAGGAUGCUGUGCGUGUGUUUCCAAAGACAGGAUCCAUCCUAAUUUUCUCGCAGAGAAAUCUGAUGCAUUGUGGGGAUGAUGUGUUUCGGGGUGUGAAGUAUACAGUUCGAUCGGAUUUGAUGUAUUCAAAAGAGGAUUAA